GUUGGUAUCAGUGGCCCCACCUUGGACAGAGAACAAAAGCAGUGAGGUAGGGCAGAGUGAGAGUCAAAGGCGAGUAGCAGAGUAGUUUGAUGCAAAUCUAGCUUGUGUUCACAGAUAUGUGCUCUGAUAUAGAAUGAUUAUUUUCCAGUACAAGGUGUUAUUUAUGAGCUCAACUCUCCAGAUAGACAACAGCCAAAACCUCACCCACCUAAGCUAGUCAACACAGUAUCAACAUGCCAACAGUUUUCCCAUGUCAAGAUUCUGAAGCUCAGUGCAUACACUGUUUAACCCUAGAACACUAUCACCAGGUAAUUCUCAUGUUUACGUGAUUUUCAUGAUGUUGCGUUGCCUUUGACAUCUUUGAAGGCAUAUUUGUUUCCCUGAUCCGAAACCUGUUUUUUCCUACAGGCAUGUGUUUGGGUGAUUUUCACCGGGCAAUAGUGAUAGAGGGUAAGUAGAAGAAAACUACUUUAAAUUUUCAUGUAUUGUCCUAUUUUGAUAUAUUUUGAUGACAAGUACUUUUUCUUAGGUAUAUUGUUUCGGGUAAAAGUCACCUGGCAAUAGUGAUGGUGUUACUAAUUUUAGCGAUAGUGUUCUAGGGUUAAAAAAGGGAUGCCAUAAGUAUCUGUCCUGCUAGAGCUCCUCCUGGUGACUGGUUGCAGCAUGGGAUAAUAACCCUGUCAACAUGAAAUAGAAAGGGGUUUAGACAAGCUAUAAAAUACAAACACACUUUAAGAAUGAGUAAGGCAUCUGCCAACUAUCCAAAUGAGGUUCAAGGCCAUCUUAUCUGAAAACAAAAGGAAUAUACCACACUUUUUUAUGAUAAAAUGUAGGCUGAGGCCUUCUGGUUCAACACUGAAGUACAUGAUAAAAGUCCCAAAUUACCCUCAAAUGGUCUUUUUGAUAUUUUGUAACUCAUUAGCUGAUUAUUUUCGCACUUUCUGUUCAUCUUUUUUACUAAGGAUGCGCUGCCAAACUUGUGGUUGCCCCAAAACAGGUGAGUUUUGGGAUGGUGAGUUUCAUGGACCGGUUUGACUUGCCUGACCCGCCCCUCAAUGACGGUGGGCCGAGCUGUCAGACCAUGAAGGGGCGGGACAGGUGAGGAGAGAGUACAAGAAAGGAUGGGAGACUCAGUAUCUGCGUGUUUGUGUGAGCCAUGUGGAGAAUAUAGGGUGGAAAAGUUUGUUUUUAGCUAGUUUUCGUCGUUUUUUUUCCCUCGACGGGCGGACUAACGGUUACUUUUUUAACCACGUCAACGUUCCAUUUUCAAACCUGCGCGAGACUCUUUAACGGUCAGUUUGGAGAAGCUGGAAACUUUUUAACGCGCCGGAGCGACUCGCCCGCUUUUCAUCUUCGACUCAAGCAGAAAAGAGACGUCAAAUUUUACCCAAUUUUUAAAAGAAACUUGUGGUUAAACUUGUCUGUCAGGUUUUGCCUCGACGCAAUGGAGAAGCACGACUGUCACUCGGCAACGCACGAGUAUCCACAUCCGUUUAUUCACGAAGUGAAGCUGACCCGCGCGCAGAGGAUCAGGGUAACGUUCCAUUUAAAGUCGCCAUAUUUAAAUGUCGUGAAGACCCAAACAUUAAGACACAUUUUAGACAAUAAAAGUUUAGCUAAGGGACAAAAUACAUCAAGCAGCGAUUAGUUUUUGAACACCUGGGCAGGCAAACACAGUCUAACCCCUCUACUACACAUUAAGCUUUCAAGAAGCUUCAAAGUUUUCAGUUUUUAUUGAAAUAAGACAGGUGAUUACUGAGCCUGAUAUUUAUUACUUAAGAGGUAGCUGAUGGUUGGUGGAGUACUGGAGAGUGUUAUAGUAAAAGGUGUUCCUUAUUAUUUGUCCACUUGGUCAAAAAUGACUGAGUUAGAGAAAAAUUAUAACCUGUUGGACCACGCCAACCAAAACCGAAAGGUAAAGCUUUGUAAAAGCAGAACUUUUGGUUAAGUUGCACUGAGUUGAAUCGAAUUUCCCAAGUGUUUUGGCUCAAUCAGUGAAUUUCAAGCAAAGCUAACUCAAUAAUUACAAAAUAUAGGGUCAAUGAGUUUGUUUGGGCUGAAAUUGUACUUCAUAGAGGUUUAAUUCAGUUCCCCAAACUGUGCCACCUGAAACUAAUCAGCUAGUAAUUUCACUAGCAGUGGGAACACACUCCAGUAAACUAUUUCGUAAUGUGUUUUACUUGACAACAAGCAAACACCACCUUAGUCAAAAGAAAUGUCCAUGGGUUAUCUUUUGAAAGAAUCCACCUUUUGCUAAUUUUCUUAGAUGUCCCAUGUUUUUCAUAUUUUCAUAAUCGAACAAAGAGUCUUUCACUCUCCUUUUGUGGCUUAAGUGUUUAAGCAAAACAGAUCUGUCAUAAAAUUUGGCUUGGGCAGGCAUGACACAUCACAACAGCAUACCAGAGAGUUGCGUAACACUGUGACAGCCACUUAAGCAGGGCUGGGUUACAUGCAUGAAAUUAGUGUAGAGAUAAGACUGUUUUCCCACACUGAUGGAGAGUCAAAUGUUUGCAAACUCUGGUGGAUGCAGGAUUGACCUGGCUUCACUUCAUGUAAAAUGAACGCUGACUCAUAAUUGGCGAAAUUAUUUUAUUUUUGUUUUUUCAAGUCGUUAUGUCUAGAAACGAAUGAAUGCUAUCAAGAAGUCUCCAAAAGAAUGAAAAAUAAAGGAAUCAACCCUUUAAUCAUGUGAAACCAGCUGGAAUUUUAAGACCGGAUACUGACUGGAAAGUUCCCUGUCUUGAGUUUUAAUCAUGUUUGUUUGUACAAGUUGUUUACCCCCGCUCUGUGCUCUAAUGGUCAACCAUCAGAAUCCUGCAUUUUUGUAUUUUUUUUUUUAAUACUGGAGAAUGAAUUUAUUAAACUAAUCCAUAACCAGACAUCUAUAGAGUAAACACAGAAAGUUUAUUUGGUUAAUAUUUCAAUGGGUCAUCUGUGUACUUAAAUUAUAUUAGAUAAAAAGCUGAAAUAUUCCUCCUUCUUCGUCUUGUUUAAGGGUUGAAAGUUAUUCAAAACAAACAUGAAUUUGAUAAAAUAGUCGACUAACUCAACUGCAAAAUAUCUUUAUCUCGAUUUUUAUUUUUUAUGUAGGUAAAAAGUCAAAUGUUUUUGAUACUAGCUUCCCAAAUAUCAAUUAAUUUAUUCUUCAAAGUGGAACUGUUUAUCUUAAAUGUGAACAAAACAUGACAUUUUAAGUGGUGUUAUGACUUUUCAAAAAAAUGGAUUGACUUUUUAAAAAUGUGAACGACUUUUAAAAGACUCAAAAUAAAACCCUGUCUCUGUCUUCUUAUUCUGAAUAACAGGGCGUCAUCCUGGGCAGCAUCCUCUUCCCUCUUCGCGUCACCUUGGCCGCCAUCUUCUUCCUCAUCAUGUGGCCUCUAGCUCGGUUACGACUGGCCGGCCUGUCAGAGGAGGAGCGCUCUCGACCAGUUAAGGGUUGGCGCUGUUGGUUGUAUCACCCAAUCGUCUUGGGUCUGAGCCGGGCCGUUUUCUUCUCACUGGGCUUCCCUUGGGUUAAAGUCAAAGGGCGCAGGGCGGACUUGAAGGAGGCGCCGGUGCUGGUGGUGGCGCCGCACAGCAGCUUCCUGGACAUGCUGGUUCUGUGUGAGACGCAGCUUGCGACGGUGGUGUCACGGUCGGAGAACACCAGCCUGCCUGUCAUAGGAGGUGAGGGGAUGAGGAUCAGCUGAUCGUUUUGCAAUCUCUCUAACUUUAGCCUAGACAUUGAAGCUCAUGUGACUCAACUAGCCCACUCUUUUUUAACCCUUUUGCGACCUCUUCUGGUGUUAGUAAUUUUCAGUGUGUGUUUGUGUGUGUGUGUUUCAGCCCUGCUGGAGUUCAACCAGUCUGUACUGGUGAGCAGAAAAGACCCAGAGUCAAGGAAAAAGGCGGUCACCCAGCUCACAGAGAGGCUGACCUCAGACGGCUACUGGCCUCAGGUGAGAAGCUCUAUGAUUGGUCACUUUAAGGUCCUUACACACCGACGCGAAUAUAGAACGCGAAAUUACGAAAUAUUCAGAGGCGAAUUUUGACGCGCUUGACUAUACGCAUCAAGCCCGAUGCGAUUUUGCGACUUUCCAGGGGAAAAAAGACGCGUCCCGGGUGGAAGCGAGAGGACAACAGACAACAUCUCGAUACUAUUUAGUAGCAGCGCACGCCCAUUGUAAAAACCCCCGUACCCUGUAAAAACUGUUGCUCAGGACUGCUUACUUGCGCUUCCUACCCAUUCAGCUACUAUAAUAACCGUUUUUCUAGCCUUCACGCAACAUUUUUGUUCUCAUUCAUGAAACGCUUAAAUCUGGGACAUUUUCGGGGACAGCUUUUGCCGGGGACAGGUCAUCCAAUUCGGGGACACCUUGGCUUACGAGCUAAAGUUACUUAGCACAGAUGAAAGUUAAAAUAAAGACGUUUAUCAAACUGUUAAAGCACACAAACCAUCGUCAUAUGAGAAAUCCGACGCUAUGACUCUCCACAAGUCGUCCUUCAGGUCGUUAUCUUUGUAAUAUUUGUGUCUUUUAUCAAAAAUCACUCUGUUCUCCGACACGUAAACAAUCAGCUGGUCGGCCAUGUUGGAUAUACCAGUGAAUCUGAUGUCACAACAACACGCAAUCUUAUAGGUCAGAAGUGGACACACAGUAUGCGAAACUUUAGAAAAUCGACCAUGAGCCGUAAAUGCCGCAAUACCGCAGGACGGGAAAACGUCACUGAUGUGAACGCUUGUAUGGACAGGAUACGGGUUCGAAAAAAAUACUGACGUCCGAAAUAAUCGCACGAAAAAAAUGGUUCCGGUGAGAAAGGACCUUAAGACCUUAUUAUUAUAAUAAUAAUAAUAAUAAUAAUAAUAAUAAUAAUAAUAUUAAUAAUACAUUUUAUUUGAAGUGCCUUUCACGUCACUCAAGGACACUUUACAGAACAUAUAAAACACUAUUAACAAUUAAAAUCAUCAAAACAGUUAAAAUCAACAAAGCAACAUUAAGAAUGGAUUAACGAUUUUAUACCAUCUCAACAGCAAAUACACCUUUAUUAGUAGUAGGUUUGUCUUCUGACGAUCACACAAGCUCUACUGAAAACACCUCUUACAUGACAUGCUCAAUUAGGACGCUGUUUUGUAAGCGCAGAGAGAGCUCUACAAAAGGAAAUAAGAUUGUGUACACUCGAGAAGCAGUCUGUAAACAAAGACAGCAGCACUACAUGCACACUGUUGUUCUUUGUGAAACACUUUUUGCAUAUAUAAACUCCUACCAGCAUGCAGUUGUGUGUACUCCUAACCUCGGUCUCCUGACUCUAAACAGUCAAGAUGCUGCAGGUCAUCCACCGCAGCACAAACCCAACAAAGAUCUUUUUCCUGAACGCCCCGAAUUCAUCUGCAAAGAAUGCAAACUAAACCUGAAUAUCUACAUAACUCACCUUGAAAACUCGACAUUUAAGACAAAGACAAACUGGUGACAUCCAUUCAAAAAGAGUGUUGUAUACGAGACGUGUGACAAACUUGAAAUACCGGCGCUGUGGGAGAGAGAAAAGCAGAAAAUAAGCAUGAAACACAUUAAAAACUCUUCGACUUUUAGAAAGACGAAGUGACAUUACUCAUGACGUCACGUUUCUUCGUCCUUCCCAGAUGCUGAUGUUUCCAGAAGGAACCACCACUAACGGCAGCGCCCUCAUCAAAUUCAAACCCGGUGAGUAAGGACACUUGAUCUGGUCUGGUUUUACCUGAAGUCCACCUCACCUGCGCCAGUCAUGCAGGAAUGGUCGGCAUGAGAAGGAAAAAGGGCGUGACAGCUCAUUGUUUUUCUCCUGGAUGAUUAAGCGCUUCUUUACAGCGUUUCUCUAAUCUUCGCUCUUGUGUCGUUUCUCUCCUCUCGCUGUCAUCAGGCGCUUUCCUCGCCGGAGUCCCGGUCCAACCUGUUCUGUUGCGUUACCCGAACAAGCUGGUGAGUAAAGUCUGAGCUGUAGAAAAAAAAAUGACACAUGAAACUUUCAGCUUUUGUUUAGCUGACAUCAAAAGAUCUUAACUUGGUCAAUUUUUACACGUAUGUGAAUUUAUAAAGACAGCUUGUAUUUGACAUAACCCUCGAAGGACAAAUACCGUGAAUACUUUUCUUCAAAACCAUCAAAAGAUAAGACGUGUCAGUUCAAACAUACCAGUGUUUAAACUAGGUCAACUGGUAAGUUAAUGUUAAUAUGUUAGAUUACAGAGAUGUCAAGAGUAUAGUUUUCCUUGACACAUAUACAUAUUAGAAUAGAAUAGAUCUUUAUUGUCAUUGUCAUCAAGUACAAUGAAAUUAAAAAGUGCUCUCCAGUCAGUGCAUCAUAUAAAAAUAAAAGUCCUAAGAUUACUAGAAAAAGAUAAGAUAUAUCUAGACACAUUCAUCCCUCCACACAUACAUCAAAACAUAGACAUUACAAGAGCAUUCAUCAACGUAAAAUCAUGUUGUCAUAUCAAAGAAAUUCUUGAUUUUAUGAGGCGCUCAGACACAAUCACACCCACACACUACUCCAACAAAAAACACCACACAAUGUAAACAGAGUCAGAUAUCAUCAAGACAUACUGCAUAUACAAAGCAUUGGUGUUACUGUAGAUGCCAACAGACUACCAGCAAACACAAUGUUUGCAGGACUUCUACAACUAGGAUAAAGUGACAUAGUCCAGGACCCGAGGGAGGACAGUUUAGCGAUGGUGCUACAACACGCUACAGCAGGUCCGUUUGACAAGAAUCACUUCUGUUACAGACACUUGGCUUACUUUGUUAAAGCGGUUUACCUGUCCAGCAGGAAGAUUACAGGGUCACCAAGAUCCUGAAGCGUUUAUGCUUUAUUGAUGUUGACCCGGCUUUUUAGCUCUUGUCCGGUCUACCUCUGUUUUAAGCGCCCGUUAUUCCGCCAGAGUCUACGGUAUUUACUUCGUUUUCUCACUCGUGUUGACAAUCGUGGCCAAAGAAGGAUUCAGACAGUUUUCCGAACUUUCUGGUUGGUUUCUACUGUCUGAUAUUGUAGCACGCUAACUUAGUUUGGGCUCUUGAACAAAACGAGGGAGCAGUGUCCGCCUCACAACCAAUCAGCCUGGGGGAGGCGGGGAACUGCUUUGUUUACAGUCAGAAAGAGCGGAGCACUCCUGAAAUUUUAAAAUGUUGACUACACAAACAUAACAAAACACAGCGAUAUUGUGAUAUUCCCAAAUGUCAUCAAUAACUAUUGACUGAUAUUAAAAGCUUUUGUUUAUACACCACAAAAAAGAUGCUUCUUUAACGGAUUCCUGCCUACCCCACCUUUAAUAGGGUUGGGACGAUAUGCUUUUCUCCUGAUUUUGAUUCUUCUGCGAUUUUUUGGAUGCCGAUUCGAUUUAAAUUGGGAUUUUACGAUAUUGUCGAUUUUCUCAAUUUUUAGUCUGCAUUUUUAACACCAGUGUAGCAGUUGAAUGAUUAUGAUUGUCUACUGACUAUUCCAGGAACUAUAUUUCCCCAAAAAAUCGCAUGUAAAUCAGAUUUUUAAGAUUUAUUCUUGAAGUUUGGAAAAAAAAAUUUGUACAUAAAAAUCAACUUUAAAAAUUGUAAAACAAAAAAAUCGCGAUACUUUUGUGAUUUUAUUUUUUUUUUCUCCAACCCCUAAUACUUAAAAUCCGAUGAAUGGCCUGAAUCUAAGAUGUAUUCAUUUUGGCGAGUAAUGAUGUUGGACCGCUCUCUUCCACACAACUUUUAAUCAGUGUCUGAUAAAUCCUGCAGAACAUCGUCUUCUUGGGAGAAUUUAGAAAGUCUGAAUUCAAUUAAUGAAGCGAUUAAUCCACAAAAUCGUUGAAAACCUCGUCAGGUUUCUAUUAUGAAACUGCGCUCUUGUAGAGAAGUCACGCCGCCGUCCUCUCCUUGAGUGUUGAGCUGCAUUGCUAACAUUAGUAGCAUAGCUCAGCCGCGCACAUACAGUACGUUCAUACAGCAGCUGCUUUGUUCUGCUGCUUGUUCAGACACAGCUUUUAAGUCCGUCCCCGCUCUGUGUGAACACCACACUCUCCUCAACCUUAUCGGGCUGCACUCGUGUUUAUGGACAUGCUGUAAUGUUUGUUCAGGCCCCUUUCUGUUUACACACUGCUUCCUGUCAGGGUGUGUGAGAGGGAAAGUGCGCAGAAACACCCGUGCCAUAAAAAACACGCCACCCUGAGGAUAGGUUUUAUAUUGUGUCUGCUGUUGAUCUCACCCUUUUUAUGACUCUUCCUGUAGGACACGGUGCGCUGGUCUUACAAAGGAACGACCUGGUGAGUUCCUCAGCCUUACUUUCUUCAUGCUACACAGUUUUCUGCAGGGGAUGACAGAAAGUUGAUUUUGGAUAUUUAGGAUUCAGUCACAUCUUAUGUGCUUUAAAUACUUCUGCUUAACAAAUGCAUUCUGACUUAUUCUGAGUACAUUCUGGCUCCAAAUUCAUCCAAAGAUCAGGAUCACACGCUGAACCCAAAGCUGCAGGAAGAAAUCCUGCUUGAGAAUGAUUAAGAAAUUAAUUUUCACCACCAAAUAAAAUAAAACAUUUCCCCAGAAGCAGCACUGAUACAGACAGCAGUAAUGUUAAGUUACACGAGUUUUAUAUUUGUCCAUUUUUAUUCUGUCUUCAUCCAGGAUUGAGGCUUUGUGGCACACAACCUCACAGUUCUACACCAACAUGACCAUCGAGGUAAGAUGUGAAGAUCUAAACACAAACAGCCUCUUAAAAAUCAUCCGGUAUAUGACACACCUGAGGCGGGAACUUUUGAUUUGUGUUGAUUUUGGCGCCCCUGUGUGGACAAAGUGAAUGUCACUGGUGUUGUUCUGUACAUGAAUAUAUAGUGAUCGGAAAAAGUCUCCAGUAGUCUGCCUUCAGCAGUCAAAUAUGUCUCUCACUAGCCCCUUUUCAAACGUGAGCAAAGUUCCUGAAAAUUUCCAGAAAUUACACUACAGGUGAGCUGUAUGUGUGACUAAGUUUUUCACCCACUUUCCUGGAAUAUUUCCCACUAUGCCCCUGGUAUUAUUUCGUGGUAAAGCCUGGGCAAUCUCAGGAUAAUAUGGAGAGGUACAAAAAGCAUUAGGUUUUUGCCUCACACCUGUAUACAACAGGGGAGACUUUCAGGUGAGAAUUUUCCUGGAAUUUUCCUGAAUUUUUUUCCUGGAAUUAUACUGAUUUAUUUCCUGGAAUUACACUGAAGUUUUCCAGAUUUUUUUUCCCCCUGGAAUUAUCCUAAAAAUUUUCCUGAAAUUUUUUCCUGUAAUUAUACUGAUUUUUUUUUCCUAAAAUUUCACUGAAAUUUUCCUAAUUUAUUUAUUUUAUUUUUUUUCUGGAAUUUUCCUGAUAAUUUCCCCUGGAAUUAUACUUAUUUUUGUCCUGGAAUUAUACUGAUUUUUUUUUCCUAGAAUUGCACUAAAAUUUUACUGAUUUCUUUUUUUUUUCUGGCAUUUUCCUGAAAUUUUUGUGAACAUUUUUCCUGGAAUUAUACUGAUUUCUUUUCCCCCAGAAUUGCGCUGAAAUUUUCCUGAUUUUUUUUUUUUUUUUUUUUCCUGGAAUUAUCCUGAAAUUUUUUACCUGGAAUUAUCCUCAAAGUUAUUCUGAAAUUUUCCUGAUUUCAUGUCUUAAAAUGGCUGAAGAAUCUUUUGAUAUAUUAGCAGCCUGCAGUAGAUCACUCAGGUUGACUCUUCCACCCCUACUAGUCUGGUCAGACAUAAAAAAAUAACCAAACAGAAAUCAUCACUUUUCUUUUUUUUAUGGUCUUGUUUGCUUUUUAAGUCAAACAGAUGCAUCAAUAUUAAUUUUAAUCAGUUUGAAAACCAGCUAGAAAAAAGAGUAAUAAAGGUUGAAUCACAUCACUACAUUCAAAGUAACAGCAUACCUGCUUAUAGCUGUGAUAUAACAUACCAGCUUUAGUUCUUAUAGAUGAGUCUUCUCUCAUUAUUCAGUAUCAGUAUUCUGAUCAUUUUGAUAUUUCCACAUUGAAAUCUGUGUUUUUGUUUAACUUUACCUUUUAUGUGUUUUUUUUUUUUUUGCAGUUUCUGCCAGUUUACACUCCGUCUCAGGAGGAGAAGAAAGACCCCAACCUGUACGCAGACAACAUCCAGAAACUUAUGGCCAAGUGAGUAGAAAAUGAUGAUCUGCAAAGUUUGAUACUGUGACUGUUUUUGUUCCCAAACAUCUGCGUCCUUGUCUGUUUUUAAUUUUCUUUCAGUUUAUUUGCUUUGCUUGGAGAUUUCUAUCAUAAUUCUCUCGUCUGUCUCGUUCAGGGCUCUGGGAAUCCCGGCCACAGACUAUGUGAUGGAGGGCGGAGUUCCUGUCAGCAAACUGGGGGGUCUCACUCUGCCGUUGGAGUCGCCUGCACGAGAAACCCUCUCACUGCUGCACAAACACGGGUAAGAGAGAAAACUGUCGCACUUCCUUUUUGUCCUUUUUUCUGCUCUUCUGUUUUUGACCGUCUUUGUGUCCGUGCCAGUCUGGGGGCUCAGGAAGUGGGCGCAGCGCUGGAGAGAAUGAGCGACAGGUGCAAGACAGGAGCUCAGGGGACAAAGGUCGGCGCAGAGGAGUUGGCGUCCAUCUUUGAGCUGAAGGACGAGCAAAACAUCGACAUCUGUGGCCUCUACUCCAAGGUAAGACGUGGUUUUCUGCCUACUUUUUGAGUCUGUUGAAGGCGAAGAUCAGACAUGUGAAACCCUUUAAAACAAAAACAAACUUAAGACGGUUUAAAAGGUUCAUACAGAGUUCAAAAUGGUUUUAACCACUUUGGUGCCACUUUCAUUUUUUGGACCUCCUAGAGAAAACUGUUUCCAAAAGCCACAUUUCUGAUUUUUCUAUAUAUUUUUUCUCUCUUUUCUUUUUACAGAAUGAGGCGGUGGACCUCAGACAGGUUUAUUUAAGUGUGGCAGCUGUGUCAGGAUCUCUCAGCUUCAGGUCACUGCUUCACACAGCGUUUACUGUAAGUCCUGUUUCUUUUUUUAAUUUUUCAUUUACAGCUUUUUUUUUUAAACUGUCUUGGACUUAAAAUCACGACCACACAUGCAAAGGAUCGAGUGUUGUUCUCUAAAUGUUUGUCUUUGUUUUGCAGCUGUUCGACAGAGACGGCAAAGGCAGCCUGAGCGCAGAGGAGCUGUCAGACCUCAUGGGGGCGCUGUUGGGCAUCCAUCAGAACAACACUUCACAGCUCUACACUCAAGCCUCCAGUCAGGGCCAGCUUACCGAAGGUGAGAGUGAAACUUUUGGCGACAUGUUUAGCUUUAAAUUUUGCGUAAUAACGGGGAAAUCAAGAAUUGUGUUUAAGAUUAGAUUGAGGAUCAUUUAAUUAUCAAAGUUCACUCGGUAACUUUGCUCAUACAGGUUUAUAAAAGGGUUAUGAGGUAGGGUGACCAUAUUUUGAAUCCCCAAAAAGAAGAUUAUAUUAUGCGGGGCGUGUAGUCAGGGGUUUUCGGGACGGGUCGAGUGUUUUUUAUGCGCUUCUAACUCAGUUACUCCACGCUACACAAACUCAAAACCUCCAAACAAAUUCCCAGACAAGGAUGGAGAGGACAUGUCCGGGUAAAAGAGGACGUAUGGUCGACCUAUAAUAAGGUGAUUUAGCUAAAGCAGACACAGUUUAGUGUCAUUAGUCGUCUAACAUUUGUCCCAUUUCUACAGAACAUCUGCUGCAGACUCUGACGACCCACCCCACCUAUCAGAGACUGGUCAACGAGUACUUGCAGCCGGAGGAGGCGGGCUCUCACCUGGCCAACGGGAAGGUUGGAAACAACAACGGACACAUGCACAAUGGAAACGUGCACAAUGGAAACGGAUCCGUCCACUACAACAAAAAAUUUGAGUGAAGAUUUUUGCUUCAUUUUUUUUACACGUCAGUUAAAAAGCUAAUCGGUUUUAUUGCACCUGUUCAGAGAAGUUCGAUAAGAGUGGCAUCACAACAAGACAAGCGGAACCAGAAAAAUGGUGGACUAAGGAUUGUCUGUUUUUUAAGAGUAUAUUUGUUCUUAAACCUUUAUUACUGCAACGUUUUAGUACCAUGACAACCAAAGA
Molecule: messenger RNA, 11997 nt
Organism: Xyrichtys novacula (pearly razorfish)
Lineage: Eukaryota; Metazoa; Chordata; Actinopteri; Labriformes; Labridae
Source: the annotation of a GenBank genome assembly